This is a messenger RNA of Brassica oleracea var. oleracea, 2489 nucleotides long. Its product is annotated as subtilisin-like protease SBT1.7. NCBI's taxonomy places the organism in Eukaryota, Viridiplantae, Streptophyta, Magnoliopsida, Brassicales, Brassicaceae. Gene Ontology annotation, molecular function: serine-type endopeptidase activity. The coding region runs from base 67 to 2340 and encodes 757 amino acids. Gene Ontology annotation, biological process: proteolysis. The transcript has a single exon. The record is from RefSeq and is a predicted model, not a curated record.
CUCACUCUCUUUCUCGACUAUAUAAACUCUCUAUCGUCUUCACAUUUUCCACACAACUUAAAAAACAUGUCUUCUUCGUUUCUCUCCUCCACUGCUUUCUUCUUCAUCGUUUUACUCUAUCUAAGUUCCUUCCACGUCUCCAAUGGAGCUCAACAAGCUACUUACAUCGUUCACAUGGCUAAAUCUCAGAUGCCCUCGAGCUUCGACCACCACUCUCUCUGGUACGAUUCCUCACUCCGCUCAGUCUCAGAAUCUGCUGAAAUGCUCUACACUUACAACAACGCAAUUCAUGGAUUCGCCACUCGGCUUACUCCUGAAGAAGCCGACUCGCUGAUGACCCAACCCGGUGUCAUCUCGGUUCAACCAGAGCAGCGGUACGAGUUACACACCACUCGUACUCCACUGUUCCUCGGGCUCGACGUACACAACGCAGGCCUAUUCCCUGAAACCGGCGCAGCCAGUGACGUCGUCAUCGGAGUUCUCGACUCAGGUGUUUGGCCAGAGAGCAAAAGCUUCUCCGACGAAGGGUACGGUCCUGUUCCGUCUACAUGGAAAGGCGAAUGCGAGGCUGGGACUAAUUUCACAGCUUCCCUCUGUAACCGCAAACUAAUUGGAGCUAGGUUCUUCGUUCGGGGUUACGAAGCAAUUAAUGGGCCAGUGGACGAAUCCAAAGAGUCAAAAUCGCCUAGAGAUGACAAAGGUCACGGAACACACACGGCGUCAACUGCAGCGGGAUCAGUCGUGGAAGGAGCUAAUCUUUUAGGCUUCGCUAAUGGAACAGCCCAUGGGAUUGCUUAUCGCGCUCGAGUGGCUGCUUACAAAGUUUGUUGGAAAACUGGUUGCUUCAGCUCAGAUAUUUUAGCUGGAAUGGAUAAAGCCAUUGAAGAAAAUGUCAACGUUCUGUCUAUAUCUCUCAGCGGUCCAAGGACAGGCUAUACAGAUGCUACUGCCAUUGGAGCAUUCGCGGCCAUGGAAAGCGGGAUCUUUGUUUCCUGCUCUGCUGGUAAUAAUGGCCCCUUCUCGUUCAGUGUAGCGAACGUAGCUCCGUGGAUUACUACGGUUGGUGCUGGUACAUUAGAUCGUGAUUUCCCCGCGCUCGUGAUUCUCGGCAACGGGAACAAAUAUACUGGAGUUUCCUUGUUUAAAGGAGACGCCCUUCCCUCUAAAUUGUUGCCGUUUGUUUACGCUGGGAAUGCUAGUAACAAUGCUACUUAUGGAAAUUUUUGUUUCCCCGGAACACUAAUUCCCGAGAAGGUAAAGGGGAAGAUCGUUAUGUGCGAGAAAGGAGGGAAUAGGGUUGAGAAAGGGGAGGUAGUGAAAGCUGCGGGUGGACUCGGAAUGAUUCUUGCAAAUACGGCCUACGAGGGAGAAGAGCUUACGGCAAAUGCUUUUCUGUUACCAGCGACUACCGUGGGAAAGAAAGCCAGUGACAUUAUCCGCCACUACGCCUUGACCGAUCCGAAUCCCACUGCUUCCAUUGUGUUCCAAGGAACGGUCGUCAACGUCAAGCCCUCUCCUGUGCUUGCAGCAUUUAGCUCGCGAGGACCUAAUCCCAUAACGCCAAACAUUCUCAAACCGGACUUGAUCGCUCCUGGAGUUAAUAUCCUCGCCGCGUGGACCGGAUCUGUGGGACCUUCCGGACUAGCUUCGGAUACUCGCCGCGUGGAAUUCAACAUCAUCUCAGGAACGUCCAUGUCUUGCCCUCACGUGAGCGGUUUAGCUGCUCUUCUCAAGUCUGUGCAUCCCGAAUGGAGCCCCGCGGCCAUUCGAUCUGCUCUCAUGACCACUGCUUACAGUACCUACAAAGACGGACAACCGAUCAUUGACAUCGCGACGGUUAAACCUUCAACGCCGUUCGGGCACGGUGCAGGACAUGUGUCACCUACAACUGCCGUCAAUCCAGGACUCAUCUACGAUCUAACGACGGUGGAUUAUUUAGGUUUCCUCUGCGCAUUGAAAUACAAUUCGUCGCUGAUCAGAAUCAUAUCGAGAGGCAAUUACGCUUGCGACCCAAGCAAAACGUACUCCGUCGCUGAUCUAAACUAUCCGUCGUUUGCCGUUAACGUCGACGGCUCCGACACGUACAAGUACACACGCACGGUCACAAACGUUGGAGGAGCUGGGUCAUACUCGGUUAAAGUAACGUCGGAGACAACAGCACUCAAGAUUUCGGUUGAACCGGCGGUUUUGAAUUUUAAAGAAGUAAACGAGAAGAAAUCUUAUGAGGUAACGUUUACAGUUGACUCGUCUAAGCCGUCUGGGUCUAACAGCUUUGGGACCAUUGAGUGGUCAGAUGGGAAACAUGUGGUGGCCAGUCCCGUGGCGAUUAGCUGGUCAUAGGUGGUCAAUUAUGACUAGCAGAUAUAUAUUGUAACGUUACUUUCAUAAGAAUUCUGUUUCGGUUAAACGGCAUGCAGUCUGCUUUGUUGGUAAUUUAUCAUGAGACUUGAAUAUUUAAUGAAAACUAUAAAAAAGGGUUAAGACUAUUU